Molecule: messenger RNA, 744 nt
Organism: Ziziphus jujuba (common jujube)
Lineage: Eukaryota; Viridiplantae; Streptophyta; Magnoliopsida; Rosales; Rhamnaceae
Product: receptor-like protein 35
Exons: 1
Coding region: 1-744 (247 amino acids)
Molecular function (GO): protein binding
Source: RefSeq, a predicted model, not a curated record
AUGGUAAAUAUUGAUCUUAGUUAUAACAAAUUUUUUGGGAAACUUCCAGUUUGGAUUGAAAUCAUUUCUGCAUUGUUGAUUGUACGCUUGAAGGCCAAUUUCUUUACUGGAAACAUUCCUUCACAACUCUGCAGCCUUCCCAAUCUUCACAUAUUAGAUCUCUCACACAAUAGCUUUUUUGGUCAUAUUCCACAUUGCAUUGGUAAUCUGAGUGGCAUGAAAUCAGAAUCGAUAUCCAUAAAGAAAGGUCUAUACGACGUAACACACUUUGGAUUAAUGUUUGCAAGAAGUACAGUGUCAAAUACCAAUUCCACCAUCACCACACAAUAUGUAAGCAUCCUUGAUCUCUUUAACAACCAUCUUUAUGGGACAAUCCCAAGCUCAAUAUGUAAUCUUCAUUUUCUCAAAUUUUUAGUUCUCUCUAACAACAAGCUUUCAGUUGAACUUCCUUCCUCUUUGAAAAACUGCACAUGUUUGGCUAGUCUUGAUCUUGGUGAUAACAAAUUUUCUGGGAAACUUCCAUCAUGCAUAGGAGAAACCAUGCCAAAUAUAUUGAUUUUACACAUGCGGGCCAACUUCUUCACCGAAGACAUUCCUUUGACGUUCUGCAGCCUUGCCAAUCUUCAUAUAUUGGAUUUCUCUUACAAUUCUCUGUCAAGUCAUAUUCCAGAUUGCAUUGGCAAUCUGAGUGGUAUGAUAUUUGAACUUGUAGAUUCUGAUACAGCAUUAGUCAAUGUAAGUUAG